Molecule: messenger RNA, 1583 nt
Organism: Engraulis encrasicolus (European anchovy)
Lineage: Eukaryota; Metazoa; Chordata; Actinopteri; Clupeiformes; Engraulidae
Gene: fbl
Product: fibrillarin
Exons: 9
Coding region: 129-1130 (333 amino acids)
Biological process (GO): rRNA methylation; box C/D sno(s)RNA 3'-end processing
Cellular component (GO): Cajal body; nucleolus; box C/D methylation guide snoRNP complex
Molecular function (GO): rRNA methyltransferase activity; histone H2AQ104 methyltransferase activity; RNA binding
Source: RefSeq, a predicted model, not a curated record
AUCAUGGGUAAGAAAGUGUCCAUGCAGCUGCGUCUGCGUGGUGCGAGCCGACAGUCAGCUGAACACGCGUGUUCGGACAACACAGAAAAAAGCGUGGUCCUCUUUAGAUUACGCUUUAAACCAUAAUAAUGAAGCCAGGGUUCAGUCCUCGUGGCGACCGAGGUGGUCGUGGGGGUUUCGGUGGGAGAGGAGGUGGCGGCUUCGGUGGUGGAGGAGGAGGAGGCUUCCGUGGUGGAAGAGGAGGCUUCGGUGACCGAGGUGGUAGAGGCGGAGGAGGAUUCCGGGGAGGAAGAGGAGGCGGUGGUGGUUUCAGGUCGCCAAGCGGUGAGGGUGGCUUUCGUGGUCGAGGUGGAGGACGGGGCACCCCAAGAGGAAGAGGUGGACGCGGAGGUGGCGGCGGCUUCAGAGGCGGGAGGAAGGUCAUGGUGGAGCCCCACAGACAUGAGGGCGUGUUUAUUUGCCGUGGAAAGGAAGAUGCCCUGGUUACAAAGAACAUGGUGAUUGGAGACUCUGUUUAUGGAGAAAAAAGAAUAAAUGUUGAAGAAGGAGAAACUAAGAUUGAGUACAGAGCAUGGAAUCCCUUCCGCUCGAAAUUGGCUGCCGCCAUCCUGGGGGGUAUUGACCAGAUCCACAUCAAGCCCGGCACUAAAGUGAUGUACCUGGGAGCCGCGUCAGGAACCACAGUCUCUCAUGUGUCAGACAUUGUUGGCCCGGAUGGCCUGGUGUACGCAGUGGAGUUCUCUCACAGAUCAGGCAGAGAUCUGCUAAAUGUUGCCAAAAAGAGGACCAACAUCAUUCCCAUCAUCGAGGACGCCAGACAUCCCCACAAAUAUCGCAUGCUUGUUGGCAUGGUGGAUGUUAUAUUUGCUGACGUUGCCCAGCCUGACCAGACGAGAAUUGUGGCUCUUAACGCACACAACUUCCUGAAGAAUGGAGGCCAUUUUGUCAUCUCAAUAAAGGCAAACUGCAUUGAUUCAACGGCGGCACCAGAGGCCGUAUUUGCAGCAGAAGUGAAAAAGAUGAGUGCCGAAAACAUGAAACCACAAGAGCAGCUGACACUGGAGCCUUAUGAGAGAGAUCAUGCAGUUGUUGUGGGCAUUUACAGACCACCCCCCAAACAGAAGAAAUGAGUUCGUUUAUAUGUUUUUCACAUUUUAUUUUAUGGACCUUUUUUCGCCUGAUGGCUGUUGUAACAACUUUUGCCCAGCAGAGGACGCACCUACAGUGUGCAAUGGACGCUUAUUACGCUUGUAUGUUCAACUACCCGGCCAUGCACUCUCCUGGUAUACUCCAGAAGCUACCCAUGGCUUACUGUUUCCAGAAACAUUUUGUAAAUCUGUAAAAGUAUAUGUUAUUGCUUUUGAUGAAUUAUUGAGUACCGUUGAAAUGACGUAAUGGUUAGAGCAUAGUGGACAUUUAUUCUCUUAACCAAAAGAUUAUUUUCCAGUUUCAAGAAGUCAUUGUGUGUAGAAGAAUACAUGUGAAAAGUUUAUCAGCCUGUUUUGAAAGGACUGAGGCAUUUGGAUGUGUUUUUGGUUAUAAGUGUACUGUUUUUUAAUUAAAUUUAUUUCACUAUAACAGAC